UCCCGCCUCAGCGAAGCCUCGCGAGAUCUCGCCCCGCCCCGCUCGCCUUUGCCUGCUCUCGCGAGAACCUCGCCCUUUCUCUCCCUCGCGCACGCCGGCAAGAUGCCUUCCCGCCUCAGGAAGACGCGGAAGCUGAGAGGACACGUCAGCCACGGCCACGGCCGCGUGGGCAAACACAGGAAGCAUCCUGGAGGUCGUGGUAAUGCUGGUGGUUUGCACCAUCACAGGAUUAACUUUGAUAAAUACCACCCUGGUUACUUUGGGAAGGUGGGCAUGAGGCACUACCACCUGAAGAGGAACCAGAAGUUCUGUCCCACGGUGAACCUGGACAAGCUGUGGACGCUGGUCAGCGAGCAGACCAGGCUCAACUACGCCAAGAACGAGGCGGGCCUGGCCCCGGUCAUCGACGUCGUGCGCUCGGGCUACUACAAAGUGCUGGGCAAGGGAAAGCUGCCCAAGCAGCCUGUCAUUGUGAAAGCCAAGUUCUUCAGCAGAAGAGCAGAGGAGAAGAUCAAAGAAGUUGGUGGUGCCUGUGUGCUUGUGGCAUAAAAGUUUUUGUUUUAUUCAAAUUUUUUGAAUAAACAAUGCAUAAAAUGAGCUGGUUUACAGAA
This is a messenger RNA of Zonotrichia albicollis (white-throated sparrow), 611 nucleotides long. It is a transcript of the gene RPL27A, whose product is annotated as ribosomal protein L27a. Gene Ontology annotation, cellular component: cytosolic large ribosomal subunit; ribosome. Gene Ontology annotation, molecular function: structural constituent of ribosome. Gene Ontology annotation, biological process: translation. Lineage: Eukaryota; Metazoa; Chordata; Aves; Passeriformes; Passerellidae. The record is from RefSeq and is a predicted model, not a curated record.